CCUCAUUUAUCGUCGGAAGCGGCGAGCGGGCGGGCGGGCGGACGUCACGCGUAUAUACGCGAGUGUAUACCGUAUACGCGCGGCCCCUUAAAAUAUCUCCCACCGCGAUUCCCCACAAUCCCCGAGAAACCAUCCCUCGCCGUCGCCGCCGUUGUCGCCGCUGCCGCCCGCCGUCGCCGUCGCUAUCGUCACUCGCGCGUAACUUCUCGCGGAGCGCGCAGCGCGUGAAGUUUACUCCUUAUUUAUCGUGCGUAGUGCAUUGUUAGUGGCGGACAGGAUCAAGUCGGCUCCUACUCGCUCGUGUCCUGUGAGACCGUGCGGGAGUGAGCCGCGACGAGGUGAGGUGAGGUCCAUCGCACAUCCUUGAGGUGACUUCCCUGCGGGACGGUCGUCGCUGCAGAGACAUGCCGACGCUGAUGCAACCGUCUGACAUCACACUGGUGAGCGACGAGACCGACGAGACAGACGUCGGAUUCGACUACGUUGCACCGAUGCAUCAUCAAGAUCCAUUGCAUCAUCAGGAUGCUACGCAGAAUCGGGAACGUAACAAGCUGUUACUGCGUAAGCUGAGCCAAACCCGUGAGCGGGAACAGGAGCGCGAGAGGCUGUACCAGUUGCAAUCCAUCAACAAUCUGUUGCUCGAUUUACCAUCGCCGCCGUCGCCAUCGCACCUCCCGAAUUUCUCGCAGGAUGCUUCUACCUCUUCGCAAUCGGACAAGAACAUCAGUACUGAUGGCGACAGUGCAAUCUCGGAUAUGUUCGGGCUAGGCUUGCCCCGAGGAUCUCUGAUGGGAAAUCAAUCCACGAUUGGCACCCCGAGUUAUCGUAAUUAUCAAUUAUAUGGCAAUUACGACCAAUCUCCUUCACAACAGCAUGAGUGUCAUCGGAAUCAUGGUUUCUGCUCGAGUACCUCAGGCCUGGACAUUCCGAGCUCACCGAAUUCGAUGACCACUCCUGGCAGCCCGAGCACACCUGGCAGCUUCACCUCGGAUCCAUACAGUUAUUCGUCCACUGCCAGUAACAGUACAAACACACCAUCCUCACCAACGAGCCGGCUGUCCUUUCAAUAUCCGGGCUCUUCGUCAUCGCCCUCCGAUUCGUCAUAUUUUGGCCGUCCUAUACGAGGCUGCUCUACACCAUACAGUGAUUGUGGUAGCCCAACAUUGGAAUUCUCUCAUCUUUUGGGCUGUAAUGGCUCGCGUUCCAACUCGCCGGCAGACUCGGAGACAAGCGGUAUUGGUAGCGCGGAUGGAUCACUAUCCGACAUAAUAAUGAAUUGUUUGUCGCUGAAUUCCUCAUCGAAUUCUUGCUUUCCUCCGUCCCUGGACUCCAUAAUAUCGAAGACGAAUGCGUGCCCAAGCAACAGAACGGCGUUCGAGCGUAUAGCUGUAAAAAAAUAUUUGUCAUCGUUACAACAGAACUCAACGAGUUCGCAUUAUUAUCAGCAUCAUCACGGACUUGGGCAAAAUCGCAGCAAUUUUCUUAAUUCUCUAUUGAGUCAUGAGAAAAAUUGCUGUACCGGUCUUGGAAACGCCGCACGCAGAUUGGCCCAACCAGUGUCCCUCGAUCGGGUAGCAAGAUCCCACCGAAGUGCCGCUGCACAUUGUUAUCCAACAUGCACAUGGAGCGGUUAUCUGCCUCAAAGUACUGAGGAACCAGUUGCUUACUCUACCAAAGUUUUUUUGGGAGGUGUACCGUGGGAUGUAACAGAAGCUAUCUUAAUUUCAACGUUUAAACAAUUCGGGCCGGUUCGCGUGGAGUGGCCUGCAAAAGCCCCAUCCGCUCAGCCAAAAGGAUAUGCUUAUAUUAUAUUUGAAUCAGAGAAACAGGUCAGGGCAAUGUUAUCUUGCUGCACCCACGAUAUUACUAAUGGAAAGAGAUGGUAUUAUAAAAUUAUAUCCAAGCGUUCAAAGCCGAAAGAUGUGCAAGUGAUUCCAUGGAUUCUCGAGAACAGUAACUAUAUCAAAUCUUCAUCGCAGAGACUCGAUGCACACAAAACCGUGUUUGUUGGCGCACUACACGGAAUGUUAACGGCCGCAGGAUUGGCGAAAGUCAUGGAUGAUCUUUUCCAUGGAGUUAUUUAUGCAGGUAUCGACACGGAUAAGCAUAAAUAUCCUAUAGGUUCCGGUCGUGUUACAUUCAGUACAAAACAAUCGUACUUCAAAGCUAUCACCGCUUCAUUCAUAGAAAUUAAGACUGACAAAUUUACAAAAAAGGUACAAGUGGACCCGUACAUCGAAGAAUCGAUAUGUUCCGUAUGCGUUGUACAACAAGGACAUUAUUUCUGUCGCGAUGUGGCAUGCUUCCGAUACUUCUGCCGCAACUGCUGGCAGUGGCAACACUCUGUGGACUCAAUGUCACAUCACACACCUCUGACGCGGAACUCGAAGACGAAUCAAGUGAUAGGCUUGAAUCCAAAUUUCGGAAUGAACAACUGUUCCCGUAUGUCAAAUACGACGAUGAUCUAAAAGAGGCGGGUCCACUUGUACUUGCGCGAAAAGAUCUUGUACACGCGCGGCUGGUAAAAUUGUUUUUUAUUCGCACAUCCGUCGUCUUUCUCUCCUGUUUUUGUUCCUUUUUGACUCUACCGGUUAAACCGACGUUGCGCCACCUGAUCUAGAACAUCAGGUAACAGGGUGCAGACUUAGUUUUUAUCGCGUAGCCGCGGACAGUUUAGGACUUAGUCCAAUAAUACGGGGACACGCUGAUUCAUACCGCCGAUUAAGCUUCCGAACGCGCAACGAUUGGUUCAUUAUCGUUACCGUGCGUGCGAAAGGACAAGAUGAUAAUAUUAAAAAAUCAUGUUUGUUCCAAAAAAAGUUCCUAUUGUGAACGCAGGUUUACUACGUUCGAGAAAAACGAUCCAUUUUUAUUUAGUACGUUUACUUAGAGAGACAGGUUCUCUUAUCAAUUUUUUUUUACUGCUAAAUAAUACUACUAUCGUGCCAAAACAAUAGAUUAAGGCCAUGAUCGUGCAUUAGGAAUACGCACAUGUACACGUACGUGUAUACAUUGUUUUUUCGUUAAGAAUCGUGAGAGUAUUGUGGCUUUCACAAUGACAAUAAUUUUUUACGCGAGACGAUAGGGCUCCGUUAUAGGCAAUUUUGAGCUGGGCUCAAUAAAACGCGUAGAAUUCUCAGGAAAUCUAUGUUAGCAUCAUCAUCAUCAUGCGCUUAUUGUGUUUAAAAGUAUUACGAUUAAUGUAUUAUUACGAUAAUGCUGAAAAAAAUUAUUAUGAAGUGGUGAUAUAAUUAUGCGAUGAUUAUUUGUCAUUAUUACAUUGCGCGCGUGAUCCGAUAUAACGGGAGACUUACCGAAUGUACUGUAUAACUCGUUGGUCGUCCAUCCAUUACGAUACUUUGUCAAUGACGUUAAACAUUGUUAAUUUUACGUUAGAUUACAAUGUAUCUCUACAUUCGUUUGUGGUAUAACGUAAAUGUGCGUUGCGUUAUUGACCGCGAUCGACUAAAAUUUUUGUAUUACUAACUAAAGCAAAUCGCUAUUAGAGGUAUCUCGCUCACAUGGACUAAACAGUCCGUGUGAGCGAAAUAUCUCUGACAGUUAUUCGCUUCAGCUUAACGGUUGACGAAAAGGAGAAUGUACAUGGUCUACGAUUCUGGCGCGGAUUGUGAGUCGUUUUUAUUUUUUUUUCCUUUUUUUUUCUUACUAUGUACAAUUGUGUUGCACCUUUCUUUGAAUAAGGUUCAUCAUCACACUCGCGUUUCUCCCGUUUUGAUACAAUUUUGUUGAAUUAAAAACCAAGAUUUUUGCAGAUA
Molecule: messenger RNA, 3776 nt
Organism: Solenopsis invicta (red fire ant)
Lineage: Eukaryota; Metazoa; Arthropoda; Insecta; Hymenoptera; Formicidae
Gene: orb
Product: cytoplasmic polyadenylation element-binding protein 1
Exons: 12
Coding region: 405-2468 (687 amino acids)
Biological process (GO): negative regulation of cytoplasmic translation
Cellular component (GO): cytoplasm; nucleus; synapse
Molecular function (GO): translation factor activity, RNA binding; ribosome binding; mRNA regulatory element binding translation repressor activity
Source: RefSeq, a predicted model, not a curated record